CUUGAUGAAAGAGUGUUCCAAUGGGCAAUGGUGCUUCUAAAAUACAUACGGUGCUGCGAGCCUUCUGUUUCAUGCUUCCCGUCAUCUAAAUCUAAGCGAACCCGCAUAACCUUUACGGAGUAUUUCUGAUCUCGGCUUCUUCAACCUCAGCUCUACGCACAGCCUGCGCUACUCCCUCCAUCAAAUUUCAUAUGCUUUCCUCUGUCUCUGCUAAGAGAUCUUGGAACUGAUUCCCAGAAGAAUUUUGAUUUUUGGAAACCCUAAGUCCUAACGUAGUUGGAGUAUAGAGAUAUACGAUUAGGAGCAAUGCCGCAGGUGAGGAUCGUCGCGAAGAAUUUCAUGGACAUGGUGGCUUCACUGCCCGCAGUGAAGCUUGAUAACCUCUAUAAUAACCCAUUCAUCUGUGAAGCCAUUAUCAGAUCAUUACCUCCCUUGGCAAAGAAGUAUGUGAUACAGCUGCUAUACAUAGAUUCGCCAAUUUCAGCCAAGUUUUUUGAGGAAUGGGUACUUUCGGAUGGAUCCACUAAGCAUAAAGUAGCCAUUGAUAGAUUAGUACAGUUGAGGUUAUUGAGUGAAAAUUUUGACAGGAAAAAGGAUAAGUCCUAUCAAUUACAUCCAAAGUUCCAAUUCAAUCUUCGAAAGCACAUAGUCCAUGGUGGAGUUUUACCAAGAGAAUCAAUGCCUUCAAAUAUCACUGUGAGGCUCCCUACAUUAGAGGAAUUAGAUGCCUAUGCCUCAGAACAGUGGGAGUGCUUUCUUCUGCACCUUAUGAGCUCCUCAGAGGCCGGCAAGACAAUAAACAUAAGGACUUCUAUGAUGAAAGUUUUCCAGCGUGGUCUUAUGAUUCAGAGAGAUGACCGAGAGCCGCCAAAAUUGACUGAAAGUGGAUUUCAGUUUUUGUUGAUGGAUACUAAUGCGCAACUUUGGUAUAUCAUCAGGGAGUACAUAACCAAUGCAGAGGAGAGUGGCGUGGAUUCUGCAGAUCUCAUAUCAUUUCUCUUGGAGCUGAGUUUCCAUGUUGCUGGAGAGGCAUACAACUCAAACACAUUAACAGAUGUCCAGCGAAGUAUAAUUAGGGACCUUUCUGAUCUUGGACUGGUCAAGCUACAGCAGGGACGAAAAGAAAGCUGGUUCAUACCUACCAAAUUUGCUACCAACCUCUCAACUAGCUUGUCAGAUACAUCAUCGAGGAAACAGGGAUUUGUUGUUGUGGAAACAAACUUCAGGCUGUAUGCUUAUUCCUCAUCAAAAUUACACUGCGAGAUCCUACGCCUUUUUGCUAGAGUGGAGUACCAACUUCCAAAUCUCAUCGUAUGUGCGAUUACAAAGGAAAGCUUAUACAAAGCUUUUCAAAACGGCAUAAGUGCUGAACAGAAUGCACAUCCAAGGGUUGCUGAGAGAAUACCAUCUGUUCCAGAGAAUGUUACAGAUCAGAUUAGGUUGUGGGAAUCGGAUUUGAACAGGAUUGAAAUGACGCCAGCCCAUAUUUACGAGGAAUUUCCCUCUAGAAGUGACACCAUUGGUCAGUAUCAACGGAACAUCACUCAUAAAAAAUACGGAAUACUUGUAUUCAACGUCUCACGAGUAUACACAUUGUUCUAGAUAGGAUACACUUUUUUUUAUAUAAAAAAUCCUUCAAAGGACAAGGCAAAAUGACAACCAUGGAUCUUUUUUUCCUCUGAUUAAUGGCAUCAACUAAUCCAAUUCCAACGUCACUAAUGAAUGAGGGUCAAAGAAGAAGAAUAUAUUGAGAAAUUUAUCCCAAGACCAAAAACAGGAUUACACCUAAGU
Molecule: messenger RNA, 1791 nt
Organism: Cuscuta campestris
Lineage: Eukaryota; Viridiplantae; Streptophyta; Magnoliopsida; Solanales; Convolvulaceae
Source: the annotation of a GenBank genome assembly